Molecule: messenger RNA, 1492 nt
Organism: Hibiscus syriacus
Lineage: Eukaryota; Viridiplantae; Streptophyta; Magnoliopsida; Malvales; Malvaceae
Product: putative methylesterase 14, chloroplastic
Exons: 5
Coding region: 354-1388 (344 amino acids)
Biological process (GO): jasmonic acid metabolic process; salicylic acid metabolic process
Molecular function (GO): methyl salicylate esterase activity; methyl jasmonate esterase activity; methyl indole-3-acetate esterase activity
Source: RefSeq, a predicted model, not a curated record
GAAGGGAAGCGUAAAGCAUUGGAAGUCUCCUACCUUUGCAAGACAAGGUCAUAUCAGAGUAUCAGAAACAAUAAAUAGCACUUAAAUUUAGUUGGCUCUUUGAUUUAAGGAGUUGUUUCACACGUUUGUUUAUUUUGAUUUUGAUUUAAUAACCUACUUCUUCCCAAACUUUUUGUCUCUCUCUCCUCUUAUUAUCUCAUUUUUUCAACUAAUUCUUUCAUAUAUGGUAGAUGUUGUUUUCUAAAUUCUUUAAAGAACCUCUCUUGGACUCUUUCCUGGAAAAUUUCUUGCUUUCUUCCAUUUCCCAGCAGAAAUGCCCGUUAAGCUUUCGGGGUUGUGUUAAAAGGUGAACAAUGGGCAAUAGCUUGAUUUGCAGGACAAAGAAAGACACAAAAGAUAAUGGAUCGAGAAGCAAGAGAAAGGGAAGGUCUCAAAGGAAAAUGCUUGCGGAAGAAGAGUUUUUGCAUAAGCAAGCUUUGUCUAUGGCUCUCCAUCAGCACCAAUUGUCUCAGAGAUUUGAUGGAUCCAUGUCUAGGAGAAUUGGCUCUACCAGCUCCAGAAGGCACACUGAUCCAUUAACUAAUAACGAAAAAAAGGUACUGGAAUCUCUUGAAAAGAUUAAGUUCAAAAAGAUUGUUCUGCUACAUGGAGAAGGCUUUGGAGCUUGGUGUUGGUAUAAAACGAUUGCUCAUUUGGAGGAAGUGGGCCUUCAGCCUACUGCAUUGGAUCUCACAGGCUCCGGUAUUGAUCUCACGGAUACAAACACGGUCACAACGUUGGCAGAAUAUUCGCAACCAUUGAUUAAGUAUCUAGAGAAUCUCCCCAAAGAUGGGAAGGUUGUUUUGGUGGGUCAUAGCAGCGGAGGCGCUUGCCUUUCUUAUGCAUUGGAACAUUUCCCAGAAAAGAUCUCCAAAGCAAUUUACCUUUGCGCUACAAUGGUGUCUAACGGUCAGAGACCUUUCGACGUGUUUGCCGAAGAGCUUGGCUCUGCUGAACGUUUUAUGCAAGAGUCACAGUUUUUGAUUCAUGGAAAUGGCAAAGAUAAGCCUCCUACAGGGUUCAUGUUUGAGAAACAGCUGAUGAAAGGGUUAUAUUUCAAUCAAUCGCCAACAAAGGAUGUUGCUUUGGCCAUGGUGUCCAUGAGAUCCACCCCACUAGGUCCUAUCAUGGAGAAACUGUCGUUGACCCCUGACAAAUACGGAGCCGGACGGCGCUUCUACAUUCAGGCGUUGGACGAUCGUGCUCUUUCGCCGGAUGUACAAGAAAAGCUAGUCAGAGAAAAUCCACCAGAAGGAGUUUUUAAGAUCAAAGGGAGUGAUCACUGCCCAUUCUUCUCGAAACCACAGUCACUUCACAAGAUUUUAAUUGAAAUUGUUCAGAUUCCUUAGCUUAAUUUUCAGAUAAAACAAGGAAAAGAAAGGAACUUUUCUUUAAUCUUUUUUUAUUUCUGUAAUUGGAAGAAGACAAUUAUAAGGUUGCUCGUUUACACGUC